UGGGGGGCAAACUUAGCCCCCCUUGGCCCACCCGACAGCGUUUGGGGCCAGGGGCAGCUAAUUGGAUCGAAUCAAUUGGCGCUGGCCCGCUGGGAAUCGCCGGCGCAGCGCGAGGCACACUCUUGUGGCUGCCCCACUUGGUGCAUAAUAUGGCACUCCGCAGCCUCCUUCUCCUCGCGGUCGCGGCGCCGGCCGCGGCCUACGAGUGGUACGGGGUGGUGAAGCUGGCGCACUCGUCGGAGUACGACCUCACGAUAAGGACGCUGACCGAGACCAUGAGGUUCUACAUCGCCGAAAUCGGCGCGACGCCCGACGCGGCAGCGCUGGACACCAUCGUCGACGGCGCCGAGUCCUACAUGCAGACGUACUGUUACGGAGCGACGGCCGCGCACGGCACCGAAAUCGAGAUCGACACGACCCAGAAAUGCGUGGAGCUCACGAUGGGCACCGGCGCCACGUCGACGUACGAGCUCCACAUCGGGGCGCACGCCCACCGCCGCCGCCUCUCGGGCGACGACGUCUACGUCGCCAUCUUCGCCGGGCACGGCAUCGACGAGUGGGAGGACUCGUCGGUCCACUUCCUCAAGUGCGGCGCGUCGGCGUGCGGGGACGUCUUCCCCGGCGCCGACAUCGAGCUGGAGUGCGUCGGUGACGUCGACCACUCGGGCCACGACCACGGCCGCCGCCUCUCGGGCGACAACGAGUGCGCCGUCGACGCCACAAAGGAUAACGACGGCGAUGGCAUCGUGGACUUGGCGGCCGAGGGCGAGUGCUGCGUCAGCGUCUACGGAAGUAAAUUCGACAACGAGUACGGCUGCGGCACGACCCUGGCGGAGGUACAGGCGGGCGGCUGCUGCCCGGAAGAUUUCAUCGCGCGGUACUCGCUCCAGCUCGACCCAGCCCUGGAGGGGGACCAGACCGGUUGGGACUGCGUCUCCUUCGUCGACAAGGACGGCUGCACGGAGAAGAAUACUCAGCUGGGCAUCCCAGGGUUCUACCAAUGGAGCGCCGACGUCAUGGGCCCCGGGUACUGCCCGCACACCGUCGCGGCGCUCGACACACUCAGGAACAUCCAGGGGUGCGGCACUUGCGCCGCCGAAGAUCUCCACGACGGUCACUGCGGUGUUUUUUGGCUCGAGACUGGGCGGUGGAAAGACUGGACAGUCUUGGGAAUGGAAGAGAUAGGCUGCCAAAAAGACACCUGCUGUGCCUCGUCUUCGUCCGCGUGCUGCAAACUAAACGUCAGCCUCGUCGCCGGCCUCGCGUGCGGCGCCCUCGUCUUUAUCUUGUGCUGCGUCGCGCUGUGCUGCUUCGCGUGUGCGGGCUGCCCCGCGUACAAGGCCCGGCACAAACACGCCGCGGACUCAAAGGCCGAUGCGCCGCCGCCCCUGGUACCCAUACCCAAAGCGGAUGUGCGAGUGGAAGUCCCGUAUGGGUACGAAGGCGCGGGGGCCUUCGCGGCCGAGGAGGAAGAGGUACCCGCCGAGGCCGUCCUCGCCGCCGAGCGGCCGCCUCCGGCGCAGAGCUGGGCGCCCGAAUUGGAACAGGAACUCGAACCCGAAUGCUAACCCGUACUCGCGCUCCGAAACGCAUUUCUUCUCUUCAUUCUCUAACCUCUCUAAUAGCUA
Pelagomonas calceolata is the source of this 1628-nucleotide messenger RNA. NCBI's taxonomy places the organism in Eukaryota, Pelagophyceae, Pelagomonadales, Pelagomonadaceae. The record is from the annotation of a GenBank genome assembly.